CAGGUUUCCCAGGAAGGGGCCUGGGAGGUUAAAAACCCACUCCUGCUGCUGCCAGCUUGCACUUGGUCUCCUGGAACACACCAGCAGCUAGACGGUCAGGCUUCUCUUCUCCAGUGAUACUUUGCACCCAGAGGCAGCCAACCUCAUCCUACCACCAUGGAGGCCAUUAAGAAGAAGAUGCAGAUGCUGAAGCUGGACAAGGAGAAUGCCAUUGACCGGGCUGAGCAGGCCGAAGCUGACAAGAAGGCGGCAGAGGACAAGUGUAAGCAGGUGGAAGAGGAGCUGGUGAUCCUGCAGAAGAAGCUAAAGGGGACAGAGGACGAGCUGGACAAGUACUCUGAAGACCUUAAGGACGCCCAGGAGAAACUAGAGCUGACAGACAAGAAAGCUACCGACGCCGAAGGAGAUGUGGCGGCUCUCAAUCGACGGAUCCAGCUAGUUGAGGAAGAGUUGGACCGCGCCCAAGAACGUCUGGCCACAGCCCUGCAGAAACUGGAAGAGGCAGAAAAGGCAGCCGAUGAGAGUGAGAGAGGAAUGAAGGUGAUUGAGAACCGGGCAAUGAAGGAUGAAGAGAAAAUGGAAAUUCAGGAGAUGCAGUUGAAGGAAGCCAAGCAUAUCGCAGAGGAGGCUGAUCGCAAAUAUGAGGAGGUAGCCCGUAAGUUAGUCAUCCUUGAGGGCGAGCUGGAGCGAGCAGAAGAGCGCGCUGAGGUGUCAGAGCUUAAAUGUGGUGAUCUGGAAGAGGAGCUGAAGAACGUCACCAACAACCUGAAAUCCUUGGAGGCUGCAUCUGAGAAGUAUUCUGAAAAAGAGGAUAAAUAUGAAGAAGAAAUCAAACUUCUGUCUGACAAACUUAAAGAGGCUGAGACCCGGGCUGAGUUUGCAGAAAGAACUGUUGCAAAACUGGAAAAGACCAUUGAUGACCUGGAAGAAAAACUUGCCCAGGCCAAAGAAGAGAACGUGGGCUUACAUCAGACACUGGAUCAGACAUUAAACGAACUUAACUGUAUAUGAAUCAAAAAAGAAGAAUUUUGUUUGCCAGAAACUCAAGAACUUCAUGUUGUCCCCUUCCCUUGUAAGAAGUUUCUUCUAUUAUUGCAUCUUUUCUUUACUGGAAAUGUCAAUCAAAUUAUGAAUACCUGACCAAUAUCUGUUAUCAGAGAGGCUUUGGGCACCAGUUAAAUCUAGUUCCUCCUUUCAAACAGCACACUAAAGCUUCUAGUUGGCUUUUUUUUUUUUAUCCUUAAAUUGCAUUUUUUUUUUUCCUUAGGCAGGCAGGGUAUUUAACUUAGGCCAAAAUCUCCAAGAUUGAGGGCAUUCUGUUACACUCUAGGCAAUAGCAGGGAACCCAACUGAGCUACUGGAUCAUGCCUGGGUUGAUUUCAGAACACAAGCAUUCCAUGUCACCCUUCGCCUUUCUACAGAAGGGCAGGGACCAUCUCAUAAAAUGGGUGGGGACUUUCCAUGCACAGUGAAAAGGUUGUUUUAGGAAGUCAUAAACCACAAAGAAUGGCCUAAUUAUUGUGCCCUUCCUCCCACUCCAUACUGCAGGGCAAACAUCCUCUGAGCAGUCACUGAGAAAAUACUUUUAAAAGAUAAUCGACCACAUCUAGAUUUUUUUUUUCUGGAUGAAUACUUGAGGUUCUGUUUUUGUAUUAGUCCAAAUAUAGAUGACCAGUAUAAAAACCCCAAUGUGGCCUAUAAUUGAUGUUACUUUCACUGUAUACCUAGACUUUUUUUUUCCUUGAAAAGAGAUCUCAUUUUAGUAUUUUAGGUGAGAUAAGCCUAUAUUUGGACCAGUCUAGUACUUUCCCAACUUCUCUCAUUUAGGAAUUGACUUCUGCAAAGCAACUGCAAGUCUCAUUGCAAAUAAGGAACAAUGUUUGUUCUGUUCCCUGAUUCUGUAUGGUUGAACAUCAGUAACAGAGUCAGCCAGCAAAUCAGUGGAAACUAUGAUAGCAGCCUGUCUCCCUGAUGGUCGGAGCACAGUAGUGCUUCCCAUCACUGGUUCCAGCCCUUUUUCAUGCCACUUUCUGUGUCCAUGAAUCUGCUGUCUAGAAAUACAAGACUAAAGGCUCCUCACUGUCACUAAAGGAGAAAGAACAUUUGAAUUGUCUUGAGUUCGUUUUAGAUUGCCAUGGUAUGGCAAAUGGUAUUCCAAAGGGAUUUUAAUCCCUAUUUUUGGGACCAACUUAAUAAAGACCAAAAACCUCCUGAUUCAACUGGAUUCAGAGAAUUAAACAGACAGUACCUAUUUGUUGUUGCUUAACGGUUUCCUUGUGUACAGCUCAGUGCUAAAACAUUCCUUAAUCCACCACAGUGUGGAACAGAUAUGAAGACUCAAGUUUACAGUUGUGAUUAAAAAUUACCCUGCUUCUAGUGUAUAAUCCCAGUCCUGAUUCCUAUUUAUUAAGCAUCACACUACCGAAAAACACACUAGGAAAUGUGAAGCUGAAUGAAACCAGUACUUCAUUUAGAUCUUUACCAAAUGUAUCAUAUGUAAUAGUAUCACCUUUUUCUAGCUUUUGGUCAAAUAAAUUUUUACAUAAACUA
Molecule: messenger RNA, 2550 nt
Organism: Dromiciops gliroides (monito del monte)
Lineage: Eukaryota; Metazoa; Chordata; Mammalia; Microbiotheria; Microbiotheriidae
Gene: TPM4
Product: tropomyosin 4
Exons: 9
Coding region: 157-1011 (284 amino acids)
Biological process (GO): muscle contraction; actin filament organization
Cellular component (GO): actin filament
Molecular function (GO): actin filament binding
Source: RefSeq, a predicted model, not a curated record